Amoebophrya sp. A120 is the source of this 362-nucleotide messenger RNA. The record is from the annotation of a GenBank genome assembly. Lineage: Eukaryota; Dinophyceae; Syndiniales; Amoebophryaceae.
GCGAAGAAGCGGGAACGGAAAAUGGAAGUUCUACUCGAGCCGCUUGCGCGACGGUUGAUUCGUAAGACUCUCGAUAAUGAUCAUGGGGGUCUACAACUUUCGGAUCAUUUUUAUAAGGGAGAUCAAGAUCAUGUUGACCUUGACGCAGAGGAGGAGGACACAAGCACAACGAUAAUACCGGAGGAAGAACACCACGUCGUCUUCCGCGCGCACAAGAACGCCACUAAAACGUCCUCGCCUGCACGACCAGCGGCCGUCUCCGGUGCAGCCGCUCCUCCGUCCCAAGAACUUCCCAACUACACAGAAGCGGCUCCACCUGGCGUCGAUUUUUUCAGUGGAACUGGAAGAAGUUCUUGUGCGGG